GGGCAUUUCAUUCAUACUCGGAUCUCUGCCUUCUUUUUUUCUCUCAAACACACGCACAUAUACGAAACGGUUGACCAUUCCUCGUAUCUCCUCUCAACAAAGCAACAACAUUCUCAAAGAAGAAAAGAGGAAAAAUGCCACCGAAAGCCAGUCCAACCACCUCGAAGGAAGCGGCAGACCCCAUGCUACAGGAUACGUACCUCCAGGACGACACGAAGGACUUCGAACCAUCAACAAACGAAAUCGCAGCGUUUGAAGACCGCUUGCAACACGGCGGAGCAGCGACCACCUCUCACGGGGGACACCCUCGUCGUCACACCGCACCAGUGGCCGAACCCGCUCGACCUGCAAACCACGUUGCUCCUGCGGCGAGCCACCAACACUCGGUGCCGUCUUCCUCUACUGCGGGAGCUGCAUCAGCGGCGCAGCGCGGGAACGGGCAACGCCGCUUGUCCGAAGCGGAGCAGGAGGAGGACAUUCAACGCAAAGAAGACGUGGAUGAUGUGCGCCACCUCGACAACAACUUCGGCGGCGUAGAGGAUGAUAGCGACUAG
Leptomonas pyrrhocoris is the source of this 554-nucleotide messenger RNA. RefSeq lists its product as hypothetical. The record is from RefSeq and is a predicted model, not a curated record. Lineage: Eukaryota; Euglenozoa; Kinetoplastea; Trypanosomatida; Trypanosomatidae. The transcript has a single exon. The coding region runs from base 135 to 554 and encodes 139 amino acids.